CUUAAAACAGGAGGAGCCUACCGUGGCUACUUCAUUCACUCUUGCGCACGUGGAGGGGGCUUGCCUUCCGUGUAACGUUAUCAGUAGUUUCUGCACCCUCUCGGGCUCAGUCAGUUGCUAAUCGCCCCUGCUCCUGAACGCACGUCUCGAUUUGUCUCUUGACACUUCUUGUUUUUAGUACACUGUGUUUUUAUUUCAUCUUAAUUAGUUUAAUACGCAAUAGAAAGCGAUUUUUAGUUAAAUCAAAGGUGAAUGUGGUCGUAAAUCAGUGAAAGUGUUAAUACAUAGUUUGCUUGUAAAACGAUUAACUCGUCUUCAAGGCCUAGCCCCGCCCGUCGCACAAGCAAGAUAGAACAGACAAAAUGUUCGCAGUGAUGCAAAUCGACGAAGACCACACACGGGACUUCAGGCGCAAGCUGCGGCCGAAGUGCGAGUUCGUGUGCAAGUACUGCCAGCGCAGGUUCACGAAGUCCUACAACCUGAUGAUACACGAGCGCACGCACAAGAGUCCCGAGCUCACGUUCAGCUGUGAGGUGUGCGGGAAAUCGUUCAAGCGCCAGGAUAAUCUACGCCAGCAUAGAGAAAUCCAUUAUAAUCCAAACAAGGAGGCCGCAUGUCUAAGAUGGUGAUUCAAGACUCAUGUGUAUCCGCAUUAAGUAAUAAUCGGGAUAGUCUCUACGUAACAGUAUUCGUGCUUCACCAUUAAAUCCGCCAGGAUAGAAUUUUGUUAUUUUUCGAAUUUAUCAAAAAUAUAAGCAAGAAAACGUAUAGCUACAAGUUUUCGCAGCAAAAAUCUAAAUUAAGAACAUUCUGGUGAUCUGUAAAUAGUAUUUAUUAGAGUAAGUGAUGGUAGCAUUUAAACAGCUUAAUUGCUUAGCUUAUUUUAAUGUAAAAAAAUAUUUAUAUGAUUUAUUUAAAAUAUUGUUAUGAUUUUAAGCUACUAAUACGUGGAACGUACUCAAAUAAUUUCAAUUAAUUAUGUAUUUCAUAUUAAAACAGAUUUAUUUUACAAUACGAAAGUAAUUUCCAUGAUUUCUUAUUUAUUAGUAUUUAGUAAAUAGCGUUCCAUAAACUGCUUGAUGUAUAUUUUGAGGGUUGUUCCUAAUAUUUAGAAUGUUAGUAAAGACUACUUAUAGAGUUGUUUGAUCUAGAUAUAGCACAUAAGAAAGAUCUAUAAAUCCGAAAGUAUUAUGUAAUCAACAAUAGUUAAAAAUUCU
Cydia amplana is the source of this 1217-nucleotide messenger RNA. RefSeq names its product protein drumstick (gene drm). Gene Ontology annotation, cellular component: nucleus. Bases 363 to 629 code for a protein of 88 amino acids. The record is from RefSeq and is a predicted model, not a curated record. The transcript has 3 exons. NCBI's taxonomy places the organism in Eukaryota, Metazoa, Arthropoda, Insecta, Lepidoptera, Tortricidae. Gene Ontology annotation, molecular function: DNA-binding transcription factor activity, RNA polymerase II-specific; RNA polymerase II transcription regulatory region sequence-specific DNA binding. Gene Ontology annotation, biological process: embryo development; regulation of transcription by RNA polymerase II.